Molecule: messenger RNA, 5637 nt
Organism: Hyalella azteca
Lineage: Eukaryota; Metazoa; Arthropoda; Malacostraca; Amphipoda; Hyalellidae
Gene: Oga
Product: protein O-GlcNAcase
Exons: 13
Coding region: 212-3328 (1038 amino acids)
Biological process (GO): glycoprotein metabolic process
Molecular function (GO): beta-N-acetylglucosaminidase activity
Source: RefSeq, a predicted model, not a curated record
CAGAAAGCUUCAACAGUUCGUUUCCAACAUGGCCGAAGAUGAGUGAGUGAAGUGCGACAGGAGCGAAGGAAUAUAUUCAUCUGUUAUUCCUAAUCAAAGAGCGGUAUUGAAUGUAGUUUUUUUUGUGAGUGGAAUUUUAGUGUGUGUUAUUGAGUGACAGAACUUAUAAAUCCUUUAAUACAUACAGUGCGCCGGGGCAACAGCUGUCAAAAUGGCGGAACUCAACCCUAAUGAAACGCACACAAACGGGAUAAGCGAGGAAAGGAAAUUUCUUUGUGGUGUCGUUGAAGGAUUUUAUGGCCGUCCAUGGACUCCAGAGCAGCGCAAAGAUCUUUUUUCCAAACAGGAGAAGUGGGGCAUGAACUGCUACCUGUAUGCCCCCAAAGACGAUUACAAGCACAGAGCGUACUGGCGGGAGCUGUACACGGUCGAGGAGGCGGAGCAUCUACAGGCUCUCAUCACUGAAGCUCGCAGCAACAAUAUAGUCUUCUAUUAUGCCAUCUCACCUGGCCUUGAUAUUGCUUACUCUAGUCAAAAGGAAAUAGCUGCCCUCAAAAGAAAACUUGAACAGGUCCAGCAACUAGGUUGCGGUGCCUUUGCUCUUCUCUUUGAUGACAUAGACCCCGAGAUGAGUGGUGCAGACAAGGAAGUCUACCAGUCAUUUGCUCAUGCUCAAGUUUCUGUUGCCAAUGAAGUCUACGGACAUCUCAAUCAGCCCAAAUUUAUGUUCUGCCCGACCCAAUAUUGCUCAACAAGAGCUGUGCCAACGGUUCAAACGUCUGAAUAUCUCAACACAUUGGGCUCCAAGCUUGCUCCUGAGAUUGACAUCAUGUGGACUGGGCCCAAAGUAAUCAGUAAGGUGCUGACCGUGGAGCACAUCAGGGAGGUGAGUGCUGUUCUCAGACGACCCCCUGUCAUCUGGGAUAACCUUCACGCCAACGACUACGAUCAGGCACGCGUCUUCAUGGGGCCCUUCUGUGGCCGUUCGCCUAGUCUAAUCCCUCUAUUGCGAGGUGUCUUCACUAAUCCUAAUUGCGAAUAUGGACCCAACUUCGUAGCAAUCAAUACCUUGUCCCAGUGGGCCAGAUCUGCGUCAGAAGAAAACUGCUGUGGUGACACAUCUGAACUCAAAGAUGACGCCAUCAGCGCUGACAUUCGCUUGGAGACCGAAGGCGACGACUCGAGCGUGAGCUAUUGUCCGUCUGGGCUUCCUCCCUCCACUUAUCACCCCAAACGUGCCCUCCGUCUCGCCCUCGAGGAGUGGCUGCCCGAGUUCAAUAAAUCUGUGCUCACAACAGGUCCCAUACAGCAGCCUCAGAUACCUCUUCCCGUUCCCAUCCCUAUCGUACCUUCGGUCAACACGUGCAUGAGCCUCACAUCAACCACAACCGUACCACCGUCUCUACCCACAAUCGUCAAUAACGUUAACGCUGUCGCUGAAGUUAUUCAAGAUGCGUCACUUAUCCCGAGCACUAAUAUAGUAAUGAACUCUUUAGUAUCCGAGACGAAAAUCGAUACGUUGUUGCCCGAGCAGCUUCCCGAGAUUGCUGCAGGGGCGAACACAGCGACUCAUGACGCUACCUCGAGCACGUCCAGCGCUGAGCCUAUGGACUGCAACCAUUCCCCCGUAGCGUCCCCAGCAGUUGGGUCCACUAGUACCGGUGCCGCCUCAGAAAGUGCGGAGGAUGGAAUGGUCGUCGACCAAAAUCAAGACAAAUCUGCUACCGAUGCCGAGUUUUCGCCCGCUGAUUCUUGUGCAGCUACGGAGACCUCGUCUAGUUCUCCUCAAACUAGCCACUGUCAAGAUAAUCCUUUAACUCUUGACGAUCUCCACUUACUAGUUGACCUAUUUUACUUGCCCUUUGAACAUGGCAGAAAAGGCGUCUCACUAAUGACCGAAUUUAAUUGGUUGAAAAGUAACUCUCAUCUCGUUAUAACUCACAAUCGGAACAAUCCUGAUGGUUCCAGGAAACCUGAGGUCCAAGAAUGGUUCGAUAAAGCUGCCAAGUUCGGCGAGAUGAGCGACGCCGUGAAGACCAUGACAGAGCGGCUGUUCCUCGUGCGUAACCGCUCUUUAUUAUACGAAUUGUACCCGUACGUGUGGGACAUGCGAGGCGUCGUAUCGCUCCUCAACUCCUACGUCCAGUGGCUGGCAUUGGGUCAGGUUUCAACUCUGGUCAGCAACUACGUUCACGGCAACUAUACCUGGUUCAGUAAAGGCUGGCGUGAAGCUUUCAUGUCUGGCGACCAGGAACCGUGGAUAUUCCGUGGCGGACUAACUGCAGAAUUACAGAGACUUAUCCCUGUGGACGCUUCGAACGAUUUGUUCAUGUAUAAAGCGCCUGAACAACUGCUCUGUAAGACGUACGUAAUUCGUCCCUACUUCGAUACGGACCGAGACGACCUCUACAAGCUCGUGAUGCAGACAGCCGAUGACGGCAAGGAUGGCUCACGGCUCUACGAGGCACAUGCUAAUUUAGCUGGAGAUGUUUUUGUGGGAAGUUUCCUGCGCGAAAAAGAAGACGAACGAAUAAUCAUGGUGGUUGAAGACGAGACUGGCGCUUUGUUUGGCUAUUGCUGUGCUGCCACCAACGCCCGGACGCACCGUCUGCUGCAGGCUCAGCAUCUCGUAGACCUGCGUGACCAGUACCCAAAGGUGGUUCGAGAAGAGGGCUCCAUGCUGACCUCGUGCGAGCAGCUGCUAGCCACUUUAUGGGACGAACCGCCACCUUUUCCUGCACCUUCUGUCACUCCUCCUGUCGCUAUGAGCCACAGCACAACUCCUAUUCUACCUGUUAUGCCUCCACCGAGCACCUCCAUUACUCCGCCUGAAUCUGAAGUAUCUUCUCUUUCUGUAACGACAAGUACAACAGUGACCGCUGCCCCUCUUCCUGUAUCUUUAUCAAUUACUUCUUCCUCUACUGAUGCUACAACAGCCGCAGUCAAACCACCCGUCACGGCGGAAGCUAUCAACGGCAUUGAUGUUAGUCUAGCAAACCCGGCCGAGACGAACGGGUCUCUGACUGCAGGAAGCACAGGAAUCUUGCCCAGCCUGGUGACGCCAGUGCCUGCGCCCACACCUGUUGGCGACCUCCUGCGCUACUACCCCGCCCUCAUCAAAGUCGCCAUGCUUCCCACUCUCAUGGACGAGAGCGUCACUAAGCGGCUCACGACUUGUCUUCUUGCUAGUCUCAGAGCCAAAGGUGGUUUUGGCGGCCACGCAUGUUUGCCCGCCGUGGACAAGUGUUCCCUGGAGCUGUACAGCAAGCUGGGGUUCACGCAGAUAGGCAGCGUAGGCGACCAAGUGUACCUGGCCCGCUCCUUCUGACCGCCUCCGUCCCAGUGCCGCCGCUCGCGAGUGUGUAGCAGCGAAGCCAACGCUAGCCUUGCGCUUUGUCUUGUUCCUUCAUAGCGCCUCUUCUGCUCACUCGCUCUGGAAUAUAGUGAAACUAGCUCUCUUGAAUUCUCUUUUGUUUGAUCAAUCAACACCAAACUUCUAUGGUGGUAUUUCAUAGUGGAUAACCAUCGUAUUUUAUCGAAUCUAAACCAGGUCACAGGAGGCUAACUUCAGAAAACCCACUGAAUGGUCGCUAUGUGCUGUAAAAGUUAGCGUCUGUAUUUCGUUGUGUUCAACGAGAGUAUCCAGUCCAGUGAAUGCUUCAAAAUUCUUAAUUAUUAUGGUCGUGAUUACUAACUCAUUCGCCCUCCUCGGCGAAAUAGUGAAACGGGUUUUGAUGUAGACAGCAAUGAGGUCUAUUUACAGUGAAAAGUCCUUUUACCGUGUAAAAUUUCUUUAUAUUACCAGACUUCUUCAUUGUAGAGAUUGUAAUGCAAAUUUAGGAAUUUCUUGCAGUGCAGACUAUCUGCCAGGGAAGAGAAUUUCUCUAGUGAGGAGACUAUUCAUAGCUUUAUCCAUCCAUGCCAGAAGAAAUGUCUUUAUUCCGUGUUUACUGUAUUACUGUGCUCGUCUGAAUAUCAUUUGAUGCCAAUUGUUCUGAUCAUGUGGCGCUGUAUCCGUAAUUAUGCUUUUUAUUCACGAAAAAGUCGAAGGGAUUACAGUUGGAAUUUUUUUCUCCUAGGAAAUUAGCUUCAAAUAUGUUACGUAAAAUACCUAUUACGAUUAUUUUUCUGUUGGCUUGAUGCUUGCAAACUUUGACAAUCUUGCUGAUAGCCUAGCGCACGUCAUUCAAGUUGAGUGGCACGCAUAGCAAGAGAGACAUUCUAGCGGGAAGGCCAAGUCUAUACGAGUAAGUAACCUCAUGACCGAGAGAGUUCCUACAGGAGCGGCCGCGUUUGCGAAGGGCAGUGCAAUAGCUUCUUUCGGGUGCCAAGCAUAUGUGGUCCUAAGAUAUUUACUAGUAAUGAUAUAUUUCUGAGGAAUAUCAUUUACCGCUUCUGUCGCAACUUUGACUUUACCGCGAAUGACUUUUCUAUAUUUAUUGCGUUUUUUUUGCUGAUGAAUGAUGCAUAAUGCUUAGUAUUUUACGAAUGAUGCUGUGCGGAUCUGGAGAGUACUCUACGUUGUCGUAAUGAUUUCCUUAAAAAGAAAUGCACGGUCUAUUUCUGACGUUUCGUUCAGACGGGGCUUGAUUUUACCGCCGCAAAUCGGUUAGCGAAUGUGCGCGUCAUUUAGAGCUCCGCCGUGAAUUGUCAGGAUCCAUUACCAUACUUCGGUGCGCCUGGCAAGCAUUGAGCACAUUAGCGCCGGUAAGGAAAUAGUAUAUGUAUUUUCAAUUCUUCCAUAAAGACAUUGGUAAUAAAGAUUAUUUGAGUUUUCAUUUUUUAACUCGAAGCUUGAAAUUAUAUUUUAAUAGUUUUCUCAACCAAGAUGCAUUUUUCGUAUAUUUUGCUUUCAGAGGUACGUUAGCCUGGGAUUUUAAUUGUUCGAGUGUUUGAGUUUUCCAUUUUAACAUUCACUUUUAAUCCUAUUUCUUGAGUUGAGCUGUGAAGGCAGUUCUAUUCAUAUGUUGGGCUGCAGAAUGUAUCUUUUCUCGAGGUAGACGGUAGCGAACCGUUCAUUUAAAUUGAAGAAAUGUAAAAUGAAGUGCUUUCUGUUCCAAUAACUCUUUCGUUGUGGACAAUUAUUUUCCAUCAUUCAAGAUUUCUUUAGGAUUAAGCCUUUUACUAACGAUACUUCCACGUUCGUUUGCAGUAUAUCCUCGUUUAAGCCGAGGGAGGCGCAGAAUUACUCGGAACCAAGUUGCUUCUGAAUGGUAUAUUCGGAAACUUUGUUCGGUUUCACCGGUGCUACUCGAUAUAUUUCUGUAUCCCUGAUACUAAGUUAACAGUCAAUGGCUUUGUAAUUUGGUCCGUGUGGUGAGGUUUCAAAUUAAUCUGAUUUAAAUGUUCUUAACGUUGCAAUUUUCUCAGGAAUGCGAUGUCCUGAAGGCAAAGAAGCAGGAUCUCGCUAAUUCCCUCCAAAAGUGUUCCGAUUGUUUCUUAUGCAUAACUUUUUUAUUUAAGAAAGCGAAGGAUACUACACGGGAAUUGGAAUUAUUUGCUGUUGUACGAUCGAGAGCUGAUUAGAGGUGUCCGUAGAUGAGCUGUUCUAAGUUCAUCUUUUUGUGCGCGCAUCAUUCCCGCCUAAUUGUUGUAUUGUUUUGAAUACAUUGAGAAUUCGUAUUAAACGUUAUAUUC